CCCGAGGGCCCAGCUGCUGGCGGCAGCGCCUUGGGCAGGGCACGGGGCUGCCCCCGCCGGGGCACAGGCCCUCCCUGCCAGCCCCACUGAAGCCCUUCUCUCCCUCCUCCUGCAGACCAUGGCUGCCCUGCUCUUCCUUGCCCUGGGGGCCCUAAUCCUCAGCCAGGGCCCACGGCCAGCGGGUGAUGGGCUGGAUGAGGAGACGCGCGUGCGCAUGCGGGAGCGAGAGGAGAUGCUGAAGAGGGAGAUGGCUCGGCUGCUGCGGGAGGUGGAGAGGCAGGAGAAGGCCCUGCAUCUGAGGAGCCAGCAGCAGAGCGGCUUUGUCUGGUGGGCCUUGCAGCAGUGGCAGUCCUGGGCCCUUGCUGCAGCCCUGCUCCUGCUCUGCGGGCGGCUCAGCAAGAGGCAGCCAGCCAGCAGCAGCAGCAAGGAGGGCAGCCCCAGCAAGAAGCCGCAGAAGAGGCUGGUGUGCAAAGCCUGGCAGAAGGUGCCUCUGGCCUCGCUGGACUCCCCUGCCGCGGUGCAGGACAUGCUGCGCAAACUUCUGGACACCUGCCAGAAACUGUACCACCGCACCUGUGUGCCACGGCUGGGGCGACCCAUCAUCCUGGACGCCCCAGAAGGCUGCAGCACAGGCAGCUGUGUCUACAAGGUGCUCAUUCCCCUCUCGGCACCCCACGGACAAGCCUUCCGCCUGGAGCAGACGCCCGUGGGCUUCUACAAAAUCGGGGUUUGGCAGCGCUGCGCCUGCAGACAGCGCCUGAUCUGCUUCCGCCACUCCCCUGAGGAAGAGCUGCAGAGGUUUGGGGCUGCCAGCAUCGCGGACUCCGACCUCUGCCGUGGCCCCUACCUGGAUCUGGAGAGAACCUACUUCUGGUUUCACAGGGUGCUGGCCGAGUGCUGGAAAUUAUUCCCGCAGUUCAGGCACUACGAGCCAGAGGUGCUGGCCUCCAAGCGCUCCUGCACGCUCCGCCUGACCUCCCCUUCCCAAAGUACUCUCCUCAUCGAGAUGACAUUUGGGUUGCAGAUGAAAGCGGGCGUCUUCAAGGACGUUCAUUAGGCAGAGCCGUAGCAGGACAGUCCAUCUCUCCAGCUGCCUGCCUCAGGUUCUCUCCAUCUUUCAACUGCUUUUUGCCUCUCGGUUUUACAGGCCCUCCCUCAUUGUCUUUGUUAGUUAGUUUGACAUCAAUGUUUCUUCAUUAAGUGUUAGGUGUAAGGUUUUAGGAUCCUUUUAAGCCAGUCAGCAGUGUUCUAGGUCUAGGAUAAGAGGUGUUACUAGGUUAGUGGCUGGGAUUUAAUGGUAGAGCUUUAUGGGUUCGUUUACCUCUUAGUGAUAGACGUUCUUGUUAAGGUCCCUUUUGCAGUGUUGCUUCAGCCUCCUGUUCUGAUAUCCCAGUUUCCCCACAGCCCGAUUGAGCUGGUGGCUGUUGCUUUAAAAGGGUUUAGACCCCAGUGCUGUUUGAAAUAAACCUUGUUCU
Apus apus (common swift) is the source of this 1475-nucleotide messenger RNA. RefSeq names its product inositol 1,4,5-trisphosphate receptor-interacting protein-like 1. NCBI's taxonomy places the organism in Eukaryota, Metazoa, Chordata, Aves, Apodiformes, Apodidae. The record is from RefSeq and is a predicted model, not a curated record. The coding region runs from base 119 to 1057 and encodes 312 amino acids. The transcript has 2 exons.